AUGGAGCUUCUACUCGUCAUUCCAUGGCUUCUAUUCUUGACCAGUUGUCAACUGUUAUCCAGUAUGGAAGCAGCAACACAAACUACUGGUAAUCCAGUCUUUCCAUACCCAUUUAUAACCUUAGACGCAGAGAAAGCAGCUGCAAGAAAAUACGAUUAUAUUAUCGUUGGAGGAGGUACAGCUGGGUGUCCUCUCGCUGCAACUCUCUCACAGAGGCAUACGGUUUUGGUACUGGAGAGAGGAGGGUCUCCUUACGGAAACCCUGAGAUUGAGAAUGGCGAUAAUUUUGGGAAUCCGUUGAAUGAAACAGAUAAGUACACUUCAAUAGCUCAGGAAGUUUUAACCGAGGAUGGACUGAAGUUGGCCAGAGCCAGAGUUUUGGGAGGCGGAACUGCCAUUAAUGCUGGGUUUUAUAGCAGAGCAAGCUUGGGAUUUAUUCAACGCAUGGGAUGGGAUGAGAAACUGGUAAAUGAAUCGUUUCUGUGGGUGGAAAAAGUGAAUGCCUUCAAACCAGAUCACCUUUCUCGCUGGUCUACGGCUCUGAAAGAUGCACUUCUGGAGGUGGGAGUGCUUCCUUACAAUGGGUAUACUGUGGAUCAUGUGGAGGGCACCAAGAUCAGUGCUUCCACUUUUGAUAACCAUGGCAAGAGACAUACGGCUGCAGAUCUACUCAAGUGUGCAAAUCCUCAUAAUAUUGUUGUUCUACUCAAUGCUACUGCCUCGAGAAUUCUCUUCAGCUCAUCAUCAGGAGUGUUGAAGGCUCAUGGUGUAGAAUUCAUAAAUUCAUUUAAUACUAAUAAGUCUUAUCAAGUAUUAAUUAAUGAAUCAUCACAUUAUAGUGAAGUAAUUUUGUCAGCUGGAAGUAUGGGAAGUCCUCAACUUUUGCUUUUAAGUGGAAUAGGCCCCUACAAAAAUCUUAAAAAGCUAAAUAUAUCUGUUGUAAAACAUGUGCCUUUAGUUGGACAAGGGGUCCAGGAUAAUCCCCGUGCAACAAUAGCAGUACAAUCCCCUAUACCAUUGAAUACUUCUAGCAUUCAAUCAGUAGGCAUUUUGAACAAUUCUGAGCUAUACAUAUUCUCCAGUAGCUUUGUCCAGCAAGCUUCGUCAAAUGGUUCCAAAUCCACAAACAUGUAUGGUGGGGUAAUUUUUGAGAAAUUAGCUUAUCCUUUAUCAAGAGGAAAUCUAAGUCUAAUUAGUAGAGAUCCUAGAGACAAUCCUUCUGUUCGCUAUAACUAUUAUUCCAAUCCUAAAGAUCUCCAGAAAUGUGUUCGAGGGGUCAAGAUAAUAGCUCGCAUUUGUGAAACAAAUUCCAUACAAAAAUUUGCCUAUAAGGAUAAGUCCAACGAUAGCAGGAGGCUGCAUUUCAUUGGACCAGCUUUGCCUAAUAUCAAGGAUGAGGUGGCCAUAGCCAAGUUUUGUAGGGAAAAUCUCAAUACCAUGUGGCAUUUUCAUGGAGGAUGUGAUAUUGGUUCUGUGAUUGAUAAAAAGUAUAAGGUUAAAGGUGUUGAUGCAUUAAGGGUUGUUGAUGGUUCCACUUUUAGAGAUGCACCUGGAACUAAUCCACAAGCAACCACCUUGAUGCUUGGAAGGUAUAUAGGAGUGAAGAUUUUGCAAGAGCGUGGAGAUUCUACAUGAUUCAAGGAGAAUUUUCUACCCUCCAUACCUUCUUCAAAGCCUUUUAUCUCUUGGAUUUUCCAAUAUCAUAUAUUAGAUAUAUUUUUUAUAAAUGUCUAAGAUAUUCGUUAAAGAAUAAAUAUGGAGAUACUAAUAAGGAA
Molecule: messenger RNA, 1775 nt
Organism: Cryptomeria japonica (Japanese cedar)
Lineage: Eukaryota; Viridiplantae; Streptophyta; Pinopsida; Cupressales; Cupressaceae
Product: (R)-mandelonitrile lyase-like
Exons: 4
Coding region: 1-1635 (544 amino acids)
Molecular function (GO): flavin adenine dinucleotide binding; oxidoreductase activity, acting on CH-OH group of donors
Source: RefSeq, a predicted model, not a curated record